Messenger RNA from Prinia subflava (tawny-flanked prinia), 3618 nucleotides. RefSeq lists its product as uncharacterized. NCBI's taxonomy places the organism in Eukaryota, Metazoa, Chordata, Aves, Passeriformes, Cisticolidae. The transcript has 22 exons. The record is from RefSeq and is a predicted model, not a curated record. Bases 365 to 2839 code for a protein of 824 amino acids.
GAGGAUACUUCCCAGGGCUUGAUGGAAAGCACCAAGCACCCUCUGCUAUACUCACUACAAUCAGGCUCAGCAGCAGCCUCUGACCUUGCAAAUACCUGGCAGGAGGGUGCUGUGCCCUCCCAGGCAGAGGGAGCUGCCUCCCCCUGCCCAGAGAGAGCUCUGAUAACGCUGCAGGGCACUGCAGGAUUCCACCCAGGUGUCCUUCCACAACAGAAGCCACUGGCCUCUCCUGGUCCACACACAAGGCUUGGAGAAGACAGCACAACCUGUGCAAGGUAACCCGUACCCCUCCUCCUGGUGUGACCAAGCUCCAUCUGCACACCUGGGUCUGCUUUACUUCACAGGGAGGAGGACUUUGCUGCCCAUGCACAGGUCUCUGGGACAGAUGGAGGCUGUGGGUCACUUGCUACACAGGAUCUGGCUGUUUUUCUUACUGUUCUGGCUGGGACAAGGGAGGCGGAUGGCUCCCCCAGGUUUUGUAGAGAGCAGUUGCCGCUCCAGAAUUUUUUGGAUGAAACUGAAUAAACUCUUGCUCCAGGGAAAAUUCUUCCAGCUGGAAAUCUAUGAUCCUUACUCCGGCCCAGUUCUGCUGGAUGAGAAAUUAGCAUCUCGCUGUGGCUAUGUCCUGUCAGAAGACGUGUGGGGCAACCCCGUGUUCCGCGCGUCGGUGCUCGGCUGUCACGUGGCCAGCGAGGCAGAUGAGCUGUUUUCACUGACGGUGAACAUCAAGGUCUCCUCAUUUUCAAGCAUGAGGGCAGCUGUCACCUACACCUACCCUAUGUACUGCUCCUAUGCAUCCUGGGCUUCCAGAGAAAUUGUGUGCGAAGAAAACUACAUGGAGGUGUCAGUGAAGACUGAUGUCCCAGCAGUUUCAAAUGACUACACCGUAGCAUGGAUGUCAGCACUGCCAGAGACUCAAAAUGUUGCAUACCAACAAUGGCAACUGAUGUUUGUUUCUCCAUCAGGGAGAAAGAGAAUAACAGUAAGUGAUGCAGUAAAACUGGGCUACAGCUUCAAUAACACCCUGUCCCGAGUGUACCUGCGAGCGCCCUACCACAGCAACGAGUCUGACGUCAGUGUGGUCAGUGGUGUAAAUAUGAACAUGAUCACUUCCACUUCCAUGUACAGGCAGCGGUGGCUGCUUUUGCUGAUUGACACGACAGUAUCCUGCCCUGUUGAUGGCAUCACCUUCACUGAUACCACGCUAACAUGGACUGUGCCAAGAGUUAUCCCCACACUAGUGGUCCAGGAGUCCACCUUUCUGUCUAAAAGCAUUGCAAUGGGAGUGGAUGAUCAAGUCAUAGUGAAUCCAGAGGAGAUGAACUACUUACUGGAGCACAACGAGACACACAUCAGAAUAACCAUCCCUAUUGGAGCAGAAGGAGGCAAGCUAGAGAGCUCCAUAUCUGGUGGUGUAUAUGGAGUAAUUUACUGCAUUGACCUCUUUCUGGAGCACACGUGGACGGAUGCAGGUUGGCAGACCACGAAGUACACAGUCAUCAAAUCCAUCACCACACCUUUCAUGCCACAAAUACCAACUGUUAUCGACAAUACUGUGCCAGAGGAAAGGCUAUUUAAUGUUGCAUUUGGACACUUUCUUCCCGAUGUCUCUCUGGUGGCAAUCACUGUAGGAAAUGUGCCAUUUUCCCUGAGGGAAGCACAGCACCGCAGCUUCAAGAUUUAUGAAACUCCCUUUUCUAAUGGAACAAAAGCAUUUAUCCUGGAAGUCUCUUUUGAUGAUCCAUAUGUCCUGAAAGAGUAUGUGAAUAGAAAUGAAACAAAGUACAUCCUCCUGGUCAACUACACCCUUAGCGUGGGUCUGGAGAGGACACUCUACUAUCAUGCAGCAGAGGUGGAGUGUGUGGUUGCUGAUAUUGAGGUGCCAGAAGCAGUUGGUUCCUGUGAUGAAGAAAACCUGUAUCUAACCCUGCCCACUUUUGGCUUGCACCAGUACUGGGACCUGUACCUUGGUAACAAGCUCCUGACCCAGCACGUUGCCCUCACCAAUGGGUACCUUGCAGCCACCAACUCCACACACCUGAUCUUGCAAAUCCCUCUGUUUGCUGGGGGACUCAUCUAUGAGGAAGUGUCCUUUCAGAAAAUUAAAGCAAGGUUUGAUGUUGCCUUAAGGAAAGUGAGAACUAUGGAGACCUUACAGAUGUUCUCCAUUAGCUGCAGUUUUAAUUCUUCAGCAUUUAUAAUAUGCCACCCAGAUGGUACCAUAAUGGUAUCUGCCCAAAUGAAGACAGUUCCUGCCAUUGACAUGAGCAAAACCAAGCUCAGGGACAGCUCCUGCAAGCCCAGAGAGUAUAAUGAAGCCCACGCCUUCUUCAAGUUCCAUGUCACCACCUGUGGCACUUCAGUAAGGUUUGAAGGUGACCACAUUAUUUAUGAGAAUGAAAUCUCUUAUGAGAAAGAGACUCUUCCAGAAGAGAGCACACCAAUAAUCACAAGAGAUCCAGACUACAGACUAACAGUCUUGUGCUACUACCAAGCAAAGGAGACCCUAGUGCUCGGUGCCUUCUCCAGUGACCCUGCCACAUCCCCUCCCUUUGGCUCUGGGAUGAUGUCUCCACGUUCAAAUACUGCAGCUUACAGAAGGGCAAGACAAGCUCUGAAUGUAGUUUCAAGAGUGUCCAAAGAUGAAUCUUUCAUGGAGUUCUACGGGCCCAGCAUGACAAUACUCAAACAACCCAGGGAGCCUGUGUUUCUUGAGGUGGAGCUGAAAGACGAGAGCCCCGAUGUCGAGUUAUACCUGGAAAACUGCUGGGUAGCCAGAUCUCCAGACUCCAGUAACACCCCAAGAUGGAACAUCACUGUGGAUGGGCAAGUAGUAUAAAAUGUCCCAUGACUCAUCAGCAAAGCCCCAAUUUCUACUUAGAUCUGUUGAUCUUUCCUCUCAAAUAGGUGUGAGAUUAAUGGCAGUGAGUUUGCUGCAGAGUUCUGCCCGGUACCUGUUAGCCCCAGGGUGAGACACCCUUCUCACUUUAAAAGGCUGGCAGUAAGGACCCUGGCACAGCAACUGGAACAGGUGUAUGUGCACUGUUUGGUGGCAGCGUGCUCUCCUACCAACACUCAGCCUGGCAGCACCUGCAGAGGACACUGCAGCUCAAGCAGGGAGAGGAAGGGUUUUCCAGGUCACCCUUCUGACAGUCUCCAGGGCUAUGUACUUGCUGGACCAGUAUGGAUUGUUGCUCCAGAUCUAAGAUGACACACUGAAUUUGCACCUGAAGGCUCUGCUGUGCUGGCUGCUUUCCAAAUGAUGCCACUGGACACAGGAGCCACUUCUUGCAGAAACCACCAGAACUAUUUGCAUGAAGUUUAAAGACCAGAUGGUGAGACAGCACUGGAAAGUUCUUGAGUCUGCUAACAGGGUCAGUAAAUCUUGCAACCUGUUGCCUCUCUGAGGUGGCUACAGAAGAAAUCUUACCAGAAAAUGACCCAAGGCUGCAAAAAUAACACUUUGUGUUUCUUCCAUCUACUCACAUAUGGACUUGCAGAUCACUAAAAUUAUUCCAGCCCUGAUUAUGGCUGCUUCUUGUAAUACUUCACAAAGUGACUGCCAAUCCUCCCAUCUGAAUGUAAAGUGCAAAUCUGAAAAGUCAAAUAAAAACACAC